AUGAAGGUGCUAAGUUGGAAUGCUCGUGGGAUCGAGAACCCACGGACAUUCAGAGCAUUCCUUCGAUCGCUCAAAAUGAAGAAUCCCGACAUUGUGUUUCUUAUGGAGACACAUUUAUUGACACGACAAUUGGAGCAAAUUCGAGUGCGUAUUAACAUGGGUGGAUGUUUUAGGGUUAAUCGGAUACGAAUGGGUGGUGGUCUUGCCUUAUUUUGGAGACGAGACUUGCAGGUGCAAGUUAAAUCUUACUCAGUAGGCCAUAUUGACUCAGAAAUUCUACACCCAGUAAAAGGUUGGCUGUAUUUAACUGGUUUUUAUGGAAACCCAGAGGAAAAUCAAAGACACCAUUCUUGGGAGCUUUUACGUCGAUUACAAUCUACAUCUUCACCAGUGUGGUUUGUUCUUGGAGAUUUCAAUGAGAUUCUGAGUUUACGUGAUAAAUUGGGUGGUCUGCCUUUCUCUGGCUACCAUUAUACAUGGUCUAAUGGACGGGAAGGGGAGGCUAAUGUACAAGAGUUGCUUGAUAGAUCUUUCUGUUCUCUUGAAGGUCGGCUUGUGUUUCCAGCUGUUAACGUUCGUCAUCUUAUAUCUUCUGUAUCUGAUCAUUGUCCGAUACUUUUGGGUCUAGAUGAUUUCAGUGAAAGGAACAUUCAGUUUGGCAAGAGGUUUCAUUUUGAAGCCAUUUGGACUAAGGAAAUUGAGUGUGAACAGAUUAUUGGUAACGUAUGGGGCUCUGCAAGUGACGGGCAACGGCAUAAUACCAUUAUAGGUGUUACUGAUGGUUUGGGAAUUUGGGAUGAUAAUCCAGUUUCUUUCCCUAAGGUUUUCCUUAAUUAUUUCGACAACCUGUUUUCUACUGGUGGCUCUUUGGUAGAUGAAGAUGUUUUAUUUGGAGUUCAUGGAAGAGUUUCAGAUGAAAUGAAUUUGAACUUAUCUCGCCCAUUUACUACAGAUGAAGUGAAGGCUAGUUUAUUCCAAAUGCAUCCCACAAAAGCCCCGGGUUGUGAUGGAAUGCCUGCAUUGUUUUUUCAAGAAUAUUGGCCAAUUGUUGGUCCGCAAUUAACGGAGGCAUGUCUGGAUGUUUUAAAUAACAAUGGUGAUGUAAGCGUGGUAAAUCACACUUUGAUUGCUUUAAUUCCAAAGAUAAAGGAGCCUAGGCAGGUAGCGGACUACAGACCAAUAAGUUUAUGCACUGUUAUUUAUAAAGUUAUUUCAAAGACAAUAGUGAAUAGACUUAAACCCAUUUUACCAUUGAUUAUGUCUCGAGAGCAAAGUGCCUUUGUGCCUGGUAGGCAGAUAACAGACAACAUUAUGGUUGCUUUUGAGUUAUUACAUAAGCUUGGUAAGCAUCAAUCUUCUUCUAACCCCUUGAUGGCUAUUAAGUUGGACAUGAGUAAGGCAUAUGAUCGGGUUGAAUGGGGUUUUUUAUAG
Messenger RNA from Ziziphus jujuba (common jujube), 1431 nucleotides. RefSeq lists its product as uncharacterized. The record is from RefSeq and is a predicted model, not a curated record. NCBI's taxonomy places the organism in Eukaryota, Viridiplantae, Streptophyta, Magnoliopsida, Rosales, Rhamnaceae. Bases 1 to 1431 code for a protein of 476 amino acids. The transcript has 3 exons. Gene Ontology annotation, molecular function: catalytic activity.